Messenger RNA from Ailuropoda melanoleuca (giant panda), 3950 nucleotides. It is a transcript of the gene TMEM245, whose product is annotated as transmembrane protein 245. The record is from RefSeq and is a predicted model, not a curated record. NCBI's taxonomy places the organism in Eukaryota, Metazoa, Chordata, Mammalia, Carnivora, Ursidae. The transcript has 18 exons. Bases 45 to 2678 code for a protein of 877 amino acids.
UUGCCUUUCCAGUACCGCCUCUUGGCGGCGGGAGCAGAAGCGCUAUGGCUGACGGUAGCAGCCCUGCCGAGGCGCCCAGUCCACGGGGCUCCCCGGGCCGGGUGCCGCGGAUCCCGCGCCAGGUCGGGCCCCGAGGCGGCAGCGGCGGCUGCGGGGAGACCCCGAGGACGCCGGCACUGGCGCUGCGCUUCGACAAGCCCAUCAAGCAGGCCUUCUACAACACGGGGGCCGUGCUGUUCGUGUGCCUGUGCUGCGGCGCCGCGGUGCUCGUCUACUUCAUCCUGGAGGCCUUCCUGCGGCCGCUGCUGUGGGCCGUGCUGUGCGGCACCUUCCUGCACCCCUUCAAGAGCUCGCUCACGCGCCUGGGCCGCCACUGGCUGCAGCGUCUGCACCGCGCGCACACGCCCAUCGUGCUGGCCGCGCUGCUGCUGCCGCUCUGCUUCGCCGACUACGGCGUCGAGGCCCUGGGCGAGCAGGCGCUGCGCCGCCGCCGCCUGCUGCUGCUGCUCGGCGCCGGCGGCCCGCUCCUGUACGGCCUCUACAGCCUCGGCAGCUACCUGGGCGUGCAGGUGCUGUUGGCGCACGCCGGCGCGCUCAUCUGCCGCGGGCUGGACUACUUCAGCAGCCUGUGGAUCUGGACGUUGGUAGUUGGCUACGUGUUGACUGUUUCAUUCAAGUGGAAUGCAAGUACUGAACGCUACUUGAGAGCAGUUUCAAUUCCUGUCUGGAUUAUAUUGCUUUUUCAUUUAGCAUCCCUGGCUGGCUCAUGGAGAAUUCCAGUAUUCCUGGUUAUUGUUUUCCUGAUGUCUGUGGGCACCCUCUAUGAGAAACAGAAUGGAAAAGAGUAUUCUGGAGCAGAGUUACCAGGGCAGGUUAUUUCCAUGGCCGCUUCUACUCUAGCAACCUUGGCCGUCUCUAUCACAGGGUAUGAAUCGAGCCCCGAGGACCCACCCUCCGCCCAACCUGCAGAAAGCAUGGACAGAGGAGAGCCCCCUCCUGCGCUAUCCUCCUCUCCUUCACCUUCCUCCCCUUCACCCACUCUGGGCAGAAAAAGGCCUGAAAUGGGAACGUUUGUCAGGAAGAAGAAAACCAGCGACAUCUACUUUGUGUCCCUCGUGUGGGCCAUUAUCGGAGUCCAGCUCUGGCUGAACCUGUGGAUAGUGCAGCUGCUGCCCGUGCCUAUUGCGGUCUGGAUCCUCAAAAAGCUUGUUAUUCACUUUGGAGUUGUGGACUUCCUGGAGAAACGCUGCCUGGUGUGGUGGCAGGCCGUGGAGCACUUCCUGAGGGAGCGGCAGGAGGCUCUUGCCCCGUGGCCCGUUGUCGGGCUUGGAAAAUUCUUGUUAAAAGUUGAUAGCAAGCUCUGGCACUGGCUAAAUAAGAAGAUGAUCAUCUGGUUGGAGAAGAUGUUAGACAAAAUAAUAAGCAUUUUCAUCAUAUUUUUGUUAGUGAUAGGAACCCUUCUUUUAGCUCUACUCCUGACUGCAAAGGUCCAUCAAGAGAGUGUACACAUGAUUGAAGUCACAAGCAAUUUGAUUAAUGAGACUCUAGCAAAUCAUCCCGAGUGGGCAAAUUGGCUUCCUGAAGCUCAAGUAGUCCAAAGAGCCCUCAAUUCUGCAGCUAACAAUGUGUACCAGUAUGGAAGGGAAUGGAUAACACACAAGCUUCAUAAAAUUCUGGGAGAUAAGGUGAACAAUACUGCUGUAAUUGAAAAGCAAGUACUAGAACUUUGGGACAGACUGUAUCAUUCUUGGUUUGUAAAGAACGUAACGCACUCUGGAAGGCACAAAGGACACAAGAUGCAUAUAAGUCGUCAGAAUAGCUGGCUGGGAGACAUUCUGGACUGGCAGGAUAUCGCUUCCUUUGUUCACGAGAACAUUGAGACAUUUCUUUCGAUCUUAGAGUCUCUGUGGAUUGUCAUGAGCCGGAACGUGAGCCUACUUUUCACCACUGUCACAACGCUCCUGACCAUCCUCUUCUACAGUGGGACUGCCCUUCUCAAUUUUGUGCUGUCUCUGAUAAUUUUCCUGACCACACUAUUUUAUCUGUUAAGUUCCAGUGAUGAGUACUACAAGCCAGUGAAGUGGGUGAUAAGCCUGACACCACUGUCUCAGCCAGGUCCUUCUUCUAAUAUUAUUGGCCAGUCUGUGGAAGAAGCUAUCAGAGGGGUGUUUGAUGCUUCCCUCAAAAUGGCUGGCUUCUACGGAUUGUACACAUGGCUGACUCAUACCAUAUUUGGCAUCAAUAUUGUCUUCAUACCAUCAGCGUUAGCAGCAAUCCUAGGAGCGGUGCCGUUUCUGGGGACAUACUGGGCAGCAGUCCCUGCAGUUCUAGACCUGUGGCUUACUCAAGGCUUAGGGUGCAGAGCCAUCUUGCUGUUGGUUUUUCAUCUCUUGCCAACAUACUUCGUAGACACUGCCAUCUAUUCGGAUAUAUCAGGAGGUGGGCAUCCUUACUUGACAGGCUUGGCAGUGGCUGGUGGGGCGUACUACUUAGGCCUGGAAGGAGCAAUCAUUGGGCCCAUACUUCUCUGCAUACUUGUGGUCGCUUCCAAUAUCUAUAGUGCCAUGCUAGUGAGUCCCACGAAUUCAAUGCCCACGCCAAACCAGACCCCGUGGCCUGCUCAGACUCAGCGGACUUUCCAGGGUAUUUCUGAUGAUCUGAAAUCUUCAGUAGACUGACAUGGUUUGCACCACAGUGAUUUCUGUAGAAGGUUCACUUGAUAGUGAGUUCAGCUCAGCUGUGGCCUUCUGUCCUUUCAUCUGUGCCUAGCAAGCAGAGCCCGGGAAAGAAGGAGAACCCUCCUGGCCUUCCAUACAGAAUGCCUGGACAAGAGAGAACUUGCUGUGGGUUGCUUUGCCUUCUAAAGCACAGCUUUAGAGCUUAGAAUUGUGGUUUGCUCACUUACCUGUUGCUAUGAUGGCUUGAAAAGUUUCAGUUUAUACACUGGUACCAUGGUUCACGAUUUCCCACUUUGGUUAUCUAUAUUAUUAUAAUAUGUAUUUACAAAGUUAUUUUAAGAGUCCUGAACUACCUGCUGUUAAAAGUAUUCACAGUGUAAUUUUCUCCUGGUUUAAGAAAUCUGUUCUUCAACUUUUUUAUGACCGUCACUUUUUGAUGAACAGGGUUUUUCACUUCUGAAUAUGUAGUUGCUUGAGCAGGAAAAGGAGUCUUCUACCCUUCUACCCACUCCCCUCUGUAAAUGUAAGGCGGGUGGCUUAUUUGAAGGUCACCUAGUUGUGUGUUGCAACCACAGGAGACACAGAAAAACAAGCUCCUCCUCCCCUUUCUCCUCCCUCCAUCUGCCAUUACACUCUUGCCAAAUUCUUAAAACUUGGUUGACCACUUUGAAGUAAAAAACUUAGUAAGCUGCUGUUCAUGGUAACAAUAGGACAGAAGUCAUGUUGUGGUUCAGUUUUCCUUUCCAAAUGCUUUAAGUGAAAAAUCUCAGGAGUCGCAGUUCACCGAGUUGUUAAAUGUAUCCCUGUUUGCUUAUUUGGAAUUCUGCCAAUUAGUUACUUAUUAGCAGUAGAAUGUUACAUUUAGGCAGUAUUUUUCCAUCACUUAGCACAGCGCCUUGCACAGAAGACUCUAGACGAAGGCGUGUUGAAUUAUGACUUUCUAAGUCUCCCAGACAUCACAAUAACCAGCAUAGCGCUUUGCAUUUUUCAAAGUCAUUCUGUGCAUUUUCUUUCACAGUCACUUUCCGGCAGCUUUUGUACAGCUUUCUGUUAUUUUGUAACACUUUCAUACAGACGGGAAAACUAAGGUUCAGAGAAAUUUAGUAAGAUCUUCCUGACUUCACAGUCUGCAAACUCUGCUGUGCUGUAGCAUUUCUUCCAACCCCUUAUGCAGUUUUCCCAGUGCUUGUCCUACAGUUAAUGACAGGCUGGGACUAGAAUCCAGCUCUUAGCUUGGUGCCCUUCCCACUGUAGAAAACAAUCAUCGGGCUC